UAGACGUACGAGCGUCACGGUGACACGCUCUCAGGCCCUUCUUCUAGCCACGACGCGUCCAGCGCGUGUCCUCUCUAGCAACCUCACCCACGACCGCCAUGGCCCCCUCCAAGUCCGUCGCUCGACGCGACGCCGAGCUCAACCCGCGCACCAAAACCUAUGAGUUCCUUGGGCCCCCCGGCGCGCUCUUUGUGACCCUCUCCGUCCCGAUCAUGACCUACGCGCUGUACUUUGGCUGCUCGGAGCACACGGGGGGAUGCCCGCCGCCGCUGUCGAGCGAGACGAUUGUCGCUUCGCUGAGCGACCCGAACUGGUGGAAGAGCCUGUGGGACACGGAGGCGACGCUCAUGUACCUCAGUUGGUACGCGUUCUGUGUGGCGGCGUGGUUUGUGCUUCCGGGUGACUGGGUGGCGGGCGUACCGAUGCGUACGGGGCAGAAGAAGAUGUACAAGAUCAAUGCUUUCUCGACGAUGCUGCUCGCGCUCGGCCUGACGGGAGGCUACAUCUGGCGCUACGGCUUCGAGUCAUUCACCUUCAUCUACGACAAGUGGGUUGGCCUGGUGACGGCCUCUAUCCUCAUGUCCGUCAUCCAAGGCAUUGGAUGCUAUGCUGCUUCCUUCCGUCCAGGCGCCCUGCUUGCCCUCGGAGGUAACAGUGGCAACCCGAUUUACGACUUCUUCAUCGGCAGAGAGCUGAACCCCUCCAUUGGCUAUUUCGACCUGAAGUCUUUCAAUGAGCUCCGACCCGGUCUUAUACUCUGGGUCCUCAUUGAUAUCAGCAUGAUCUGCGAGCAGGCUGUCCGCCGUGGUGGAUUGGAGAAAGUCACCGACUCGAUGUGGCUUGCCACCGCUUUCCAGAUCUUCUACGUUUUGGACGCGUUGUACAAUGAGCCGGCGAUCUUCACGACCAUGGACAUCACGACCGACGGCUUCGGCUUCAUGCUCGGCGUUGGCGACCUCGCCUGGGUGCCCUUCGUCUACUCCCUGCAGCCGCGCUUCCUGGUCUUCAGGCAGAAUGAGCUCGGCAUCCCCGCUGCCAUCGCGGUGCUCGCCGUCAAUGGCCUCGGCUACUACAUCUUCCGCGCGGCCAAUGGCGAGAAGAACGACUUCCGUAACGGCAAGAACCCCAAGAACCUGAAGUAUAUGACGACCGAGCGUGGUUCGAAGCUACUCAUCGAAGGGUGGUGGGGCAAGUCCCGGCACCCGAACUACAUGGGCGACCUGAUCAUGGCGUUCGCAUGGUCCCUCCCGACAGGCUUCGAGACGCCGAUCACGUACUUCUACGUUGCAUACUUCGCCGUGCUCCUCAUCCACCGGCAGAUGCGGGAUGACGAGAACUGUGAGAAAAAAUACGGAAAGGACUGGCACCGAUACUGCGAGAAAGUGCCGUACCGCAUUAUUCCCUACGUAUACUGAGGUUUCCGGACGGCUGGAGACAAGCUGAAGGGGGCUUCUAUGUGCCGACGUGAUUGAGAAAGCGUGAGGAUCUCUUGGGCUGUGUGAAGUGGACUGUCUAUUGUAUUCUGGUUAUUAAGUAUAUGCUUCUGCGUCUGUGGUAGACCGAUCGUGAUAUGAUAACUUAGUUCUAGAAGUCCUCUCUUAUUAACAGUGAGUGUCUGCGACGCGGAAGUUCGGGCACAACUAUCAUACAGUUC
Rhodofomes roseus is the source of this 1654-nucleotide messenger RNA. RefSeq names its product ERG4/ERG24 ergosterol biosynthesis protein. The record is from RefSeq and is a predicted model, not a curated record. Gene Ontology annotation, molecular function: Delta14-sterol reductase activity. Gene Ontology annotation, cellular component: endoplasmic reticulum membrane. Bases 99 to 1415 code for a protein of 438 amino acids. Gene Ontology annotation, biological process: ergosterol biosynthetic process. The transcript is spliced from 7 exons. NCBI's taxonomy places the organism in Eukaryota, Fungi, Basidiomycota, Agaricomycetes, Polyporales, Fomitopsidaceae.